Molecule: messenger RNA, 6902 nt
Organism: Misgurnus anguillicaudatus (oriental weatherfish)
Lineage: Eukaryota; Metazoa; Chordata; Actinopteri; Cypriniformes; Cobitidae
Gene: atn1
Product: atrophin 1
Cellular component (GO): nucleus
Molecular function (GO): transcription corepressor activity
Source: RefSeq, a predicted model, not a curated record
ACAGAGGUCUAUUCGAAAGGAGAGGAAAAAAUGCAGGAGAGAGAGACUGAAGGAGAUAGAUUGAGAGAGCGCUUGACUAGUCACUCCAUUGCAGUCUCAAAGAGCAAAAUUGGGAAAGCUCUUGCAGCCUAUGCAAGGGGAAUAUUAUGGUUAAGGGAAUUGAAUGGGCCUUUUGAAACGAAUGGGCUUUAAAUGAGAGAUAUUGCCUAUUUCAAAUCAUAAUUUUGCAGGAAUGGUGGCAUUAAACCUCAUUAGGGUAGUACAAUUAAGACUAAUUACUGCCUAUUAACUAAUGUAGCAGUUCUGGGUUAAUUUCCCUAGUUAAGUGUCGGCAAUCGACAAUUAUAUAAGUGGUAAUUUCCAUAAUGAAGAAGACAUACCCUUAUCUUAUAAUUUUUAAAUGUAUAUGAGUCUUUCGUUGUCUUCCCUCACCUUUCUCCCCCCCCCACCCUUAAGAAUAAUAAGCAAAAUCACGCCCCUUCGCACCCUCGACUUGCACGAGCGGUCGCGCGUCUCUCACUCGCCCCUCCGUUUUGAGAUUUGCGCCCUACAGACUGCAAAAGAGUGCAAGUCGUCUUGACAGAGGAACGGGAGAGGGGCAGAAAGAAAAGGGGGUGGGGAAGAAUCAAACGUACGCAUCAAUUUGUACAGUCCUCAGCUGCACCCCGUUUUCUGCGCCGAUUUCAAGGGGGAGCGGCUGGAGAGCGAGAAAACACUGCGAUGUUUGCCAAGCCGCAACAAUGUAAAUCUUUCCGUGCAUCGCGUACCCUGUAUGUCUGAGCGCGUGUAGGUCAAUGUACAGUACAAACGGGGAGAGAGAGAGAGAAAGAAAGGGAGAUACGCAUCGCUGGAUAAUAUAGGAUACAACGUUUCAGUGCAAUGGUAGGAAGCCUGUAGGCUUACUAUACCAAUUGUGGUCACGUUCCAGCUUUCUGUAAUGGCUGACUGGAAGGAAUGGACCACAUAGAGAGCUAGUUAUGAAGACCCGAACCCACAAAGAAUCGAUGCCAGCGCGUAGUGGACGCAGGAGGGGAGGCAGUGAGGAGAGAAGGGGUAGACGUCCACACCCCAGUCCCUCUCGAGCAGAACGCAAUGAAAGGCAAACACAAAGAACUGCUGGAGAGGAAUUGGCUGCUGGGCAUUUCAACCGUCGAUCUCAAGGCCAUGAUUCAUCAGAAAGUGAAGGAGAGGAUCUGGUGCCCCCGCCCAAAAGACAAAAAGUCCAGGACUCCUCCUCCAAUCCCCCAGCCCCACCCCUUUCAACUAACACUCCAACUUCAGCCCCGCCCCCAACUUCAGGCAACACUCAGUCAAGGGAGAGUGACAAUGAGGAUGGCCAAUCACAAGGCAGCAGAAGCUCAGCUGGAGGCAGUUUAGCCAAUAGUAGCAGCAGCAUAAGCAGUGGACGGGACAUUGACCAGGACAAUCGAUCCUCUUCUCCGAGUCUCUCUGCUUCUCCAUUAGCCAGUUUAGAUUCUGAAUCAGACUCUCCAGAUUCCCCAAAGCAGAGUGAUAAAAACAAAGAUGGAGGGGCAUCAAAGUGUGUGCCAGAGGAUCGGAGAGGAUCAGGGAGGGGUGAGGAUGGCAGUGCCGUGGAUCAGAGAGACAGUGAAGGAGCAGUAGAGGGAGAUAUGUCUCCUCUAAAGUCCCCAUCAUCGCUUUAUCCAUCUCAUCGUGGAAUGGUUGACACUGUAAGUGAUACAAGUAGCAACAGAAAGUCAUACUUUGCCCUAGAUUCUAAACUUGCAAGUAAAUUGGAAUACACAGGGCCUGGUGGUACUGAGACGUUGCACACCUGCAGCCGCAUCUCUUCAAAAGGAGGCUCUCAUUCUGGGAAACCUGGUGUGGGAGGGGUCGAGUAUUCCCAUGGGAAUUCAAAUGUGAGUCAUGCUCCAACACUCCCACCUCCACCUGCUCUGAAACCUCUAGAGGUGGGGCAGAAUGCUCCAGGUGGGGAAAGUAAAACAGACAAACCAGAGAAAGGUGAUAAGUCUGCUCCACCCUCUUUGCUUCCACAAGCUACUUCUGUUCCCCAGCAACCUCCACCUCCCAGCACUCACCAUUACACCCCCACCAGCUGGUCAGGGGGACCUCCUAGCAACUGGGGAUAUGUACGAUAUCCAGGUAACCACCACCACACACAUCCAAAUCAGCAGCCCCCGGUUCAGCAACAGCUUCCCUCAGUCUACAAUUCUCCUUCAUCCACAAGGCACACCUCCCACCCACCCUACCUGCCUCACUCUCAUUCCCACCCACAUAAAGACUACCUGCCUAGGUAUGGCACCACACCUGAUCGGGAAAGGGGUGGGAGGGAAUUUGGAAACAGAGACUUUACUGCUAAUAAUACCAGUGCCAAUGCAAACAGCAACAGUGGUAGCAACUGUGGUAGCACUUCUGGUGGUGGGGGAACGAACUCUAAUGCUGGCCGGGAUUUUGGGAACCCAUUACCUGGACAGAACAGAGAAUGUGGCCCACAGGGAUCAAAUCGAGAUGGGCCCACUGGACCACCAGGUGGUCGGGAAUAUGUACCUGGUUUCAGAGAUCGUGAACGGGGGAGAGAGUUUCCUUCGCAAAACCAGCAGCUUCAAGCUCAGGGCAGAGAGUUUGGACCUGAAAGCACAGGAGUUGGAGGAUCUUUUUCAAGAGACAAAGAUGGCAGGUGGGGAGAGUUAGCAGGUCAGGUUAGAGAGGCAGGAAGUAGCAGUUAUCCUGGCAAUGCCAACCAAACACCUGUUGGUGCCCCAUCUUCUGGUUUAGCCUCAACAACAGUGAAUCGUGACCCAGCCGGUUCACCACAGAACAACUCGGGGCAUCCUCCUUUUUCCUCUGCAAAUACGAACCCUCCUAGUAGAGACUAUGCCCCUCCUAUGGAUUCAAAUGUACAGCAGACACUGCAAGGACAGACUACCCAAGCAUCUUCCAAUGCUGCAGACAUCCCUCCUCCUCCACACUAUUUGAGAGAAUACCCCCCUGCAGGGGGAAAGGACUACCCAACACUUGGAGUAACCUCGUCCUCUAUUCCACAUUCUGGUGUUGCCAGGGAUUAUCCAAGUCCACCUGGAUUGGCCCCAAACCUACCACGAGAAUAUCCUGGAGCACCUCCACAUCACAGCCACUAUCCUGGCCAGACGACCCUGCCUAUCCCACACAGAGACAGAGAGAGAGAAAAAGAAAACACUGCAUCCUCUACUCAUUCAAAUCGCAGUCACCCACCAUCUCUUUCUCCUUCAUCAAGUGGCUCUGGACAUGGACAUUCCACUUCAACUUCUUACCCUCCUCCACCACCUCCUCCCCCUACUAGUUCACUAGGUCCACCACCACCCAUCACAUCUAUUCCUGGUAGUCAUGCUCGACAGGCAACAUAUCCGUCACCUAAUCAAACUCCACCAACCCCACUGUCUCCUCUUCCCAGCCCCUCAACAAAUCAGAUGGGAGGGUUUACUCCUUUCCCAUCCACCUCUGGUCCCGCUGUACAACUUCCUGCAUCAGGUGUCCCCACAUCCUGCCCAUCAAGUUGCAAACCUACUUCUUACCACAGCACUUUAAGCAGUCAUACCCCUUUCAGUAGCUCUUACCAUGGCAACAAUAACCAUGGAAAUGCUUUGGCAACUAACAAUGCUCCCAACAACAGCAAUAGCACUCCCAACAACACUCAAUCACAAUUGCACUCUCCUCAAAAUUCUAAAGUAUCACCCCAUCUCAGUAACACAGGCCAUAACAACACUGGUCCGACUCCCAGCACAUCUGAUUCAUCCUCUGGUAUUGUGCCAGCACCUGUCAUAAAGGAGGAGCCAGCAGAAGAGAGAGAAGAGUUGGAGAGCCCACCUAUAGUUCUCAGAAGCCCAUCCCCAGAACCAAAACCUGUUGACAUUCCAAUCCAUGCCAGCCAAUCAGCUCGGUUCCACAGGGUUCUUGACCGGGGCAGUGGGAACUCUUGUGCACGCAGUGAUGUACUUUUUGUCCCACUUGAUGGCUCUAAGCUUUGGAAGAAGAGGAACGAGGCCAUAGAACGUGCUCGUAGAGAGGUAGAACAGCGUGCAAGAGACCUGCGAGAGAAAGAGAGGGAACGAGAGAGAGAAAAGGAGAGAGAAAGAGAUCUGGACAGACAUCUGCAGCAAAAGGAGAGUGGCACCAAUGCAGGGUUAGGAGCUGCAGGCACACGCCAAGGCUCUUCACUCUUCUUUCCUUCCUCUUCAUCAAUCCUUCUAGACCCUUCAUCAUCUUCCUCUUCUUCUGUUAACUCCCCACAUCCCACUGCUCAUCCACAGCACCAGCACCACCACCCUCACUCCCAUCCUCACUCCCUUCACCACUCUCAUCCUCUGCAUCCAUCUCUCUCUCAUUCUAUACCUCAUUCCCUUCUCAUCCCUUCCAUGACAGGGGGAUCUGGAGUUGUUGGAUGCCCUCAAGGUGCUCUGGGAAUCGGGCUUGGGGGUCCAUAUUUGGGCCCCGAUACCCCAGCCUUGAGAACCCUGAGUGAAUAUGCCCGUCCCCAUGCCAUGUCUCCGUUGGGCACUGCCAAUCGAGCGCAGGCACAUCACCCCCACCUCCACCACCACCCUCACCCACAUGCUCAUCCCCAUAUGCACCCUUCAUUUUUUCUGUCCCAAUUCCAAAACCCAGCCCUUGCGCACCCCCACCACCUUCCACCCGAUGCCGCCACAGCGGCUGCCAUUCUUGGCUUUUUGUAUGGGGGUGGGCUGGAGGGAGGCCAUACCCAUCCAGGGCCUGGUCCUGGUGGGUUGACUGGGGCGGGGCUUGGAGGAGUGGGAUUCCCUCAUGCUGUAGCAGCUCAUAGAGACCGCAUGAAGCCCGGAUUUGAGUUUAAGAGUGAGGAGCGUGUCUACACAGCUGGAGUUUUAGCCGACCCGGCACUGGCUUUGUCACACACGCACUCACACGCACACUCACACUCCCUGCUGCUGGGGGGUGGGACUGGAGGCGGGGCAUCUGGAAGUGAGGUAGCUCUUUACGGUGCAACUCCACCCCCUGCCCCACCCCCUCAAGCUUUAGCCACAGCGACUAGGAAUCCCAAUCCUGCCCCUCAGCCACUGUCAGUCCCACCAACCUCUUCUAUUCUCCCAGCUUCACUUCCCACCCAUCAGGUUCCUACCGGAGCUUCGGUGACACCAGCAGCCCCUGCUGCUCCCCCUCAACCUCCUCCCCCACCUCCUCCACCUCCAACAGCAUCAUCUCUUCAUCACCCUUCUCCACACUCCACAUUUCCAAAUACACACCCUUCUUGUCAACCCCCACCCCUCCCAACUCAGGCCCCUCCCUCUGAACGAUAUCCCACCCCUGUCCGCACUCCUCCCAGCACAGAGCGUGCCAGGAGCGUGGAGAGGGAGAGAGUAAUACCAGCCACAGAGAGGGAGCGAGAGAGGGAGAGAGAAAGGACAGGGACAGGUGGAGGAGGAUCAGGAGGAGGCACAGCGCCUGCGGGAGGCACAGGAGGAGGAGAUUCUCUUGGACGACUUCAGAUGCUGAACGUGACUCCUCAUCAUCACCAGCAUUCACAUAUUCACUCUCACCUUCAUCUGCACCAGCAGGACACAGAUCGAAUAUGACCCACAAACCUGUAAGCAGGAAAAAACAGAUAGAUUCCGAUAUUCUACGAUUGCUUUCAGGCCUCAUUCAUAUGUGGAAAUAAAUCUGAUACAAAUCGGAUAUGCAUUCAUGUCCGCAAUGUAAGCAGACAGAUUGGAGUUUCCCAUCUCAAGACAUGUCAUGCGGCAUUGAAAAUGCGAGGCUGGCAAAUGACGAAUCAACUCGGGUGGACACUACCCGCGAUCACAUGACUCUUCUUAGCAUCGCAAUGGAGGAUGACGGCUCCACUUAGUGCUGUAAUGUUGAAGUUUUAUGUCUUGUUACAGAAAUAAAGCUAUAUACUCUUGUAUAAUUUUUUGUCUGUGUCCAUUGCAUAUCGUGACAUUUAACUUCCUCUGUGGUUUAAACUGUUCCGGGUUAGUAUGUCCACCUUGAAUUGUUUUGCCAAGUGUUUAGUGUAAAUGCAGAAAUCAGCUACAAGUCGCUUUUAAAAGAUGAUGCAAGAAAAAAAAUCAUAUACAGGCAUAAAAAUUUGCCGUGUAAAUCUAGCCCAAGCGAUUCACAAGUUUAUGUAUGUAUGCAAGUAAAUUUGGUACGUACGAAGCUACACGAAAUCAACUACUCUGUGAGUUUCCCCGAAAGACUAGUCAACUAGUUAUGCUGGUUUAAAAACAACUAGAAAGACCGUAACAAAACUUUAUAGAAUGCACUAUAUUUAACUUGACACAGUGUCUUAAAAAUGCAACAUUUGCUGUCCAGUUUCUCAUUUUAUUUGACAUUUACUUAUUUCCAAAUCUGUUUGGUUGUUGACAUUAGGCCACAGUUUGUGGAAAGAGUCAUCUUCCUCUGGCUGUUGUCGUAUACAGAACAAUUGAUUAUUCAACUUUUGAGCAAAGCAUUGCACAAUGGUCAACUAAAUGGAUGCAACCCUCUUAUUGUUUUGAGAGAAUUUUUACCUCAUAUGUAGUGGAAAUUCCCUAGCUGUAGUAAAGUUAUUUUUCUUCAUAUACUGUAAUAAAUGUUUCAACAACUCUAAAUAUGAUAUCAGCUGUUCUUCCACAUGUGACCUAGCUUAGUCUUUUUUUGUGAUUUACUGUUUCUACGUUAAAUCAUCCUACAUGGCAAGAACAUUCUGUAAAAAAAUUGUUUAUAUCUUUAAUAUUCACUCACAAAGGCCAUGUGAAAGAUUGAAAUCAAUAUUUAGGAACCCAACGCCCUGAACAUGAUACUCAUAAUAUGUUCACACAUAGAUUUCUACCCAGUCAGCAUCAUAAACAAUGGCAACGCCGCAAAGGCUAGCAUGUUUGUGAACACAGUGCCAACGGCAAACUGUGCUACUCUUAUUAAAUUUCCCA